GACGAAGUCAGUGCGGUCGGUCGGCGCCCCGGCGCGGCUCCCUCCUCCACACCCCCAAGAACCGCCCCCGUCCCUCCCCAGGACUCCUGAGGGACUGGCGUGUGGCCGGCGCGUCGCGCGUCUCUCCGCCCUUGCACUUCCCUUCGCCUCACACACACUCUUGUACUUUACUCGGAGGGAAGCGACUGAACCCCGCCACCCAAAGGACACCGGUGGCCCGUCCUGUGCCCUCCUACCCACAACGCACUCCCCCUUCCCCGAGGAGGCGAGACUUGGUCUGACCCUCCGCGUGACGUCACCGCGGAGCCCCGCCCCCAAGGGUCCCGGGCCCAGCGCUGCUGGGGCAGUCCGGGGGGUGUCGGUAGAAGCGAAGCGGCCGCGGCUGGAGCCCGGACAGGGCUGGAGACCAACGGGAGCCAGACCGGGCCAUGCCGAGGAAGAAGCCUUUCAGCGUGAAGCAGAAGAAGAAACAGCUGCAGGACAAGCGCGAGAGGAAACGAGGGCUGCAGGAUGGGUUACGCUCCAGCUCCAACAGCCGCAGCGGGAGCCGGGAGCGGAGGGAGGACCAGACUGACACCUCUGAUGGAGAAUCUGUGACCCAGCAGAUCCGUCGCCUCAACCAGCAGCCGACCCACGGCCCUGGCCUUCGCUUUGACCCCAAUAGAUACCGACUACACUUUGAAAGAGAAAGCCGGGAAGAGGUGGAGCGGAGAAAGAGGGCUGCCCGAGAACAAGUGCUGAAACCUGUCAGUGAGAAAUCUCUGGAGCUUGACAUCGGCGACAUCUACCAUCCAGGCUCCAACCUAGACUUUCCCCGGCGACCCCCUUGGAACUAUGAGAUGUCCAGGGAGCAAUUGAUGAGCCAGGAAGAACGGAGUUUCCAAGAGUAUCUGGGAAAGAUCCAUGGGGCCUAUUCCUCUGAGCAGCUCAGCUACUUUGAGCACAACCUGGAGACUUGGCGACAGUUAUGGCGGGUGCUAGAGAUGUCUGAUAUUGUCCUUCUCAUCACAGACAUACGUCAUCCAGUCAUCAACUUUCCCCCAGCCUUUUAUGAGUAUGUGACAGGGGAACUAGGGCUGUCACUGAUACUGGUGCUGAACAAAGUAGACCUGGCUCCCCCAGCUCUCGUUAUAGCCUGGAAGUAUCACUUUCGCCUGCACUACCCCCGGCUCCACCUUGUUCUCUUCACAUCUUUCCCUCGGGAUCCCCAAACCCCACAGGACCCAAAGACUGUCUUGAAGAAGCGCCGGAAGCAAGGAAGGGGCUGGACUCGUGCCCUGGGACCAGAACAGUUGCUAAGGGCUUGUGAGACCAUUACUGCGGGAAAAGUGGAUUUAAGCAGCUGGAAAGAAAAGAUGGACCGGGAUGCAGCUGGAGCAAGCCGGGAGACUUGCUCAGGGGAGGAAGAGGAAGAUGAAGAAGGACCAGCAGUGUUGGUGGAGCAGCAAACAGAUGUAGCUCUGGAGCCAACUGGCCCAACCCGAGAACGAUAUAAGGAUGGAGUUGUGACUAUUGGCUGUGUGGGUUUUCCUAAUGUGGGAAAGUCGUCCCUGAUCAAUGGGCUGGUUGGGCGGAAGGUGGUGAGCGUUUCCAGAACCCCUGGCCACACCCGUUACUUUCAGACAUAUUUCCUCACACCCACUGUUCGACUUUGUGACUGCCCUGGCCUUAUCUUUCCUUCCCUGCUGCCCCGACAACUACAGGUCUUGGCUGGGAUCUACCCCAUUGCCCAGAUCCAAGAGCCCUACACUUCUGUGGGGUACCUGGCUUCCCGAAUACCUGUCCAGGCGCUUCUUCGGCUGAGACACCCUGAAGCUGAAGAGUCAGGGCAUGAACCCCCUUGGUGUGCCUGGGAUAUCUGCGAAGCCUGGGCUGAGAAGCGUGGUUACAAGACAGCCAAAGCAGCUAGGAACGAUGUGUACCGAGCAGCCAACAGCCUCCUUCGGCUGGCUGCUGACGGACGGCUCAGCCUUUGUCUUCGUCCACCUGGCUACAGUGACCAGCGAGCCUCCUGGGAGUCCCAUCCAGAAACCUUGGAGCUGGUGAUGAUGCAGGGGAGGGUGGGACUGUCGGGUGAGGAUGAGGAUGAGGAAGAAGAGCUGAGCAGUUCUGGGGAAGAGGAGGGAGAGGAGGAUCGAGAUGCCGAUGAGGAGGGUGAGGGAGAUGAAGACACCCCCACCCCUGCCCGGCCUUCACACCUGGCAGGCCCAAACCCCUAUGCUCUGCUGGGUGAGGAUGAAUGCUGAAUCUCCAUCCUUUAUUCCUCCCUCCCAUUCAACAUCCAUGCUCUUGGACUGAUCAGGGGAUACCCCUUUUCCACCUCCCCAACUGUGAAUAAAGAUAACCUGGUUCGUUA
Messenger RNA from Trichosurus vulpecula (common brushtail), 2356 nucleotides. RefSeq names its product G protein nucleolar 1 (putative) (gene GNL1). The coding region runs from base 429 to 2246 and encodes 605 amino acids. Gene Ontology annotation, molecular function: GTPase activity; GTP binding. The record is from RefSeq and is a predicted model, not a curated record. The transcript has 12 exons. NCBI's taxonomy places the organism in Eukaryota, Metazoa, Chordata, Mammalia, Diprotodontia, Phalangeridae.